GAAUCCGACACGUGACGGGUGGGAAAGCCCUCACUGAAUAGAAGAACUUUGUAAGGUCCGAAGAUGCCACCCGACCUGCCUUCCCUGCUCCUGCGGCUUGUGAUUCUGCUGCUGCUGUCCCAGGCAGAAGCUCGCUCCUUCGUAGUGGAUCGGCAACAUGACAGAUUCCUCCUGGACGGGGUCCCGUUCCGCUAUAUUUCUGGCAGCCUGCACUACUUUCGCGUACCGCGGGUUCUUUGGGCCGAUCGACUUCUCAAGAUGAAAUUGAGCGGCCUCAACGCUGUGCAAUUUUAUGUGCCCUGGAACUACCAUGAGCCAGAACCUGGGAUCUAUAACUUUAAUGGCAGCCGGGACCUCACUGCCUUUCUGAAUGAGGCAGCUAAAGCAAACCUGUUGGUCAUUCUGAGACCAGGACCUUACAUCUGUGCUGAGUGGGAGAUGGGAGGUCUCCCAUCUUGGUUGCUUCGAAACCGUGAUAUUCAUCUGAGAACCUCAGAUCCUGCCUUCCUUCAUGCUGUGGACUCCUGGUUCAAGGUUUUGCUGCCAAAGAUAUAUCCAUUUCUCUACCACAAUGGGGGCAACAUCAUUAGCAUUCAGGUGGAGAAUGAAUAUGGUAGCUACAAGGUCUGUGAUUUCAAGUAUAUGAGACACUUGGCUGGCCUCUUCCGUGCAUUACUAGGAGACGAGAUCUUGCUCUUCACCACAGAUGGGCCUCAAGGACUCAGAUGUGGUUCCCUUCAGGGACUCUAUGCCACUGUAGAUUUUGGCCCAGCUGACAACGUGACCAGAAUCUUUUCCCUGCUUCGGGAGUAUGAACCUCAUGGGCCAUUGGUGAACUCCGAGUAUUAUACAGGCUGGCUGGAUUACUGGGGCCAAAACCACUCCACACGGUCCACUCCAGCUGUAGCUAGAGGACUAGAAAGAAUACUCAAGUUGGGAGCCAGUGUGAACAUGUAUAUGUUUCAUGGAGGUACCAACUUUGGAUACUGGAAUGGUGCUGAUGACAAGGGGUACUUCCUUCCGAUUACUACCAGCUACGACUAUGAUGCACCCAUAUCUGAAGCAGGAGACCCCACACCUAAGCUUUUUGCAAUUCAAAAUGUCAUCAGCAAGGACCGUGGCUUUAUGCUGUACCGGACCUAUAUGACUUACACUGUUUCAGAACCAACACCAUUGUGGGUGCCAAAUAAUGGAAUUCAUGACCGUGCCUAUGUGAUGGUAGAUGGGGUAUUGAAGGGCAUUCUGGAACGGAGCUUGAAAGAAGAACUGUAUUUGACUGGGAAAGUAGGGACCAGGCUGGAUAUAUUGCUAGAGAAUAUGGGGAGGCUCAGUUUUGGGUCUAACCACAGUGACUUCAAGGGCCUGUUAGAACCACCACUUCUGGGGCAGACAGUCCUCACUGGGUGGAUGAUGUUCCCUCUCAAGGUGGAUAAGCUUGUAAAAUGGUGGAUCCCCUUGCAGCUGAUGAAAAGAGCCCAGCCUCAAGCUCCCUCUGUCCCUGCCUUCUAUUCUGCAAAGUUUCCGGCUUUAGGCUUACUUGGGGACACAUUUCUCUAUCUACCUGGAUGGACCAAGGGCCAAGUAUGGAUCAAUGGGUUUAACCUGGGUCGGUACUGGACAAUGCGGGGUCCACAACAGACCCUAUACGUGCCAAGACCUCUGCUGUUUGGUAGCUCAAUCAACAAAAUCACAUUGCUGGAACUAGAAGAUGUGCCUCAUGACCCCCAGAUCCAAUUUUUGGAUAAGCCUAUCCUCAAUAGCACUUUGCAUUGGGGGUAUAACUAUCUUCUCUCAGAACCACAAGGUUCCUAUGAACCAAUAGAGUUAAGUGGGCACUGAAAGAUGACCCUGGAGUCUGGGACACAGGGCAGGAUCCUUUGAUGACGGCCACAGUGACCAUAAAGAAUCAAAGGCUACAAUCCCUCUGAGUGUAAGUACAUACACAGUUUUCUUGCCAAACUUUAUUGUGAUUAAAAUUCCAAAGACAGUACUGGCCCCACACACCUUUGGGGCCCUGUCUUUGCCCCAGUUCCUGAGUGUCCUUCACUGCCCAUCUUCCAAAUAAUGUCAAGCUUCACAAGGAGGAAGAGAGCUCUAGGUCUGGAUGUGUCCUCUUGGGACCCAGAGUUGGCCCCAGGUGGCUAUAAGAAAUCAUGAUGACGGCCUCCCUGCCUGACUGCGAUGGUCUCGAAGGCAACGUGUGGAGCAGAAAGAGAAAUCGAGGUAGUGAAAGGGAAUGAGGCCUUGGAGGGACACACCACAACUCCAGCAGCGCCUGAACAGAAGGAAGAAAAAUGGCUGGACAGGUACCCACAAGCUUUCCCAUCUAAGCAUAGCCCAGCCCUUAAAGGUCCCAGGGAUCUCAAGUCCCCUUUGCAACCCUUCUGAACACCAUGAUGUUCAGAAGGCUCCUGUAACAACUCAUCCCCUGGCCCCCAUACCCAGCAUUGACAACUGCAGAGUCAGGAACUGGAGGGCUAGGGGCUCCCAACUGGGCAGCAAGUCGGCGCUCUGCAGCCAGAGCUCUCUGCAAAAAAAGAGAAGAUGUUACAGUCCAAAGUCCCAGCGAUGAACAGUACACUCAGGAAAUAAUGGUUCAGUCUCGGGAGGGAGGCAGGCUCCACCGAAGUCAGACAGCGUAAGACCCUACAGCCUCACCUUCUCUCGGUCACUGAGGGCAGCAAACCGCCUUCGCUCCUCUUGCUCCUGUUCUUCCUGUUCCCUCUGCUUCCGCUGCUGUUGCUCCCGCUGCCGUCGAGCUGCCUUCUGCUCCUUUUUCCUUGUAGCCUGCCGGGCCUCCAUUUCUUGAGUCAAUGGCCCUGGCACCUGGAAGAUUUCCCAAAGGUAUUAUAAAACUACAAGGAAGCAGAAUGGACCUAAUGAGGAUCUCUGAUGCCCUCCACUCUAGCUCCUUUUCCAGCUCACCCGAGCCUUGCUGUAAUCAUAAGCAUCAAGAUUCUUCUCCAUGAACCUCCGGAAUUCAUUACGCGUUGAUCUGUCAGCUGCUACAGUAUAAGGUGGCCGAGCCCUAGAGUCACUAAAGACAAAAACCCAAAACCAAGUUUAACUCCUGCUUUUCCUGGCACUGCACAAGGAAAGAGUAUCAAGUGCCAACAUGAGCCACCAUGUUAUGCUCUCUACACCUAAAUGGGGCCAAGGAGAUACUCACUGCACAGUGGGGUCAGCACCUGCCUCCAACAGCAAACGAACUACUAAGCCUCUUCCAGCUGCGGCUGCUGCAUGCAGGAGAGUAAAGCCACCAGAGCCCAAAGGGGCACUGAGUAGGGACAUAACUCCAGGGUCUACAGGCCCAGUGGCUAGCUGCAGCUUUAGCACCUCAACUUCCCCAGCACGACAAGCAGCUAGAAGCAUAUCCCAGAGCUCUGGUUGACCAGGGGCUUUGGCCUCAUCGACCAAAGUGUCCAAUGGGGUUGCAACCACUUGGGUUGGCUGUGAGAAUGGCUCAUCUUGAGGUUGCUGAAGAAGGGGCCCAUGUGCCCCACAUUGCUGCUUUUGACUUCUCUCCUUCUUUUUCCUCUUCUUCCUCCGCUUGGGCAAUACUUCAAAUUCACGAAGAUCCAGGGUCCCCAGUGUCAGCUCUACUAGCUCCAACUCUACUUCGGAGCCAUCUUCUUCCUGAGACUCGGAACCUAGAAAAGGAUAUGAUCUCAGAUCUGUCUAAGGAAUAGGGAGAGGGUAGAAAGAUGUGGGCUUCCUCAGAUGGGUUUACAUUUAUAAAAAGAUACUCCAGAUCAUCCUGAAA
Messenger RNA from Rattus norvegicus (Norway rat), 3763 nucleotides. Lineage: Eukaryota; Metazoa; Chordata; Mammalia; Rodentia; Muridae. The record is from RefSeq and is a predicted model, not a curated record.